This is a messenger RNA of Rotaria socialis, 1974 nucleotides long. The record is from the annotation of a GenBank genome assembly. Lineage: Eukaryota; Metazoa; Rotifera; Eurotatoria; Philodinida; Philodinidae.
AUGGCUUGUCUCGAUCAAGAAAAACGUCCAUUGUCAUUUGAUGAAACAACAAUUGCUAAAAAACAACAAAUAUUUCCAUCACGUCAUCUAGAUAAUACAACAGCAGAUGAACGUGUAUCAUUUAGUUUAGAAAAAGAAAUUAUAGAUGAUGAUAAGGAUGAAAUAGUUUACAGUUCGACAUCAAAUAUAAUAAAUAAUAAUGAUGACGAUGACGAUGAUGAUGAUGAUGAUGAUGAUGAUGAUGAUGAUGAACAAACAUCACCAAGAACCAAUGACAAUUCAACAAAUUCAUCAACUGAGGAAAUAACUGAUGAAGAAGAUGAAGUUGAUGAUGAUGGAUCGGACAAUGAAGAAGACGAAGAAGAAAACAAUCGUGAUGAUGAUGAUGCUGUAGUGAUUCAAUUAGAUAAAUCAAAAAAUAACUCAGCUAUAGAAAUAUCAAAACAAAUUCAAAACAAAAAGUCGUUCGCUGAACGAAAACAAUAUUUAAGCAUCGAUUCUGGCCAUAUUCAAUCAGAAUCACCAUCACCUGUUGAUCUUUCCCCAUCAUCACCAUCUCCAAUAAAUCAACAAGUACCAACAUCAAAAAAAUCAGAUCCAAUAGCGUUCUCAUAUUUUCGUGCACCAUGUCCAAUUUGUCGUGGCUCAACAUAUGACGAAACGUCAACAAUUGAAAUAGAAAAACAAUAUUAUCAUAAAACAUGUUUACAUUGUUAUUCAUGUGAUAAACAAUUAAAAGAAAAUGAAUAUAACUAUCAUGAUUUAUCAUCGAAUGGAAGAUAUAAUUUUUACUGUACAUUACAUUAUUGUAAAAGCCGUCUCAAACAAGUAACAACAACAUUAGCAGUAGCAACUCAGCAAGAAUCUAAAUCGAAAGCACUUUAUCCAAAUCUAACUCAAUUACGUAGUAAUACAAAUGCACAAUGGAAUGACAGUCUUCGUUUGUAUCCGUCAUUGAAAGAUGCUCUCAGUUCAACACCACAUCCUCUUAAUAUUGUAAAUAUAUCUGAUAAUAAGAAAGCACAACAAACGGAUCGCCUUGAACAUGUUCAAACAUCUAUUUCAAAUAAUAUCAACGAAAAAAUUGCCUCAAAUAUUAUAAGAAGUAAAACCUUUGAUGAAUCUUUACCAAAAGAAUUGAGUGAUAAUGAUGAAAAUUUAAAUGUUGACUCAAAACUAACAGUAGAUCACUCAGGCAAAUAUCGAUUUAAACGACGUGAACAAAAUCGUCUACCGUCACCGAUAUCAUCAAGUAAUACUCAAUUAGUGUCAUCAAACAAUACGCAACAAAGUGAAACAAAUCUAUUAUCAGUAGUAAAUCGGAAGAAAAAGAAAAUUCUUAUUCCACAAUCAAAUUUGAAUUUAUCAUCGUCAUCAUCACGAACAUCAUCUCAAUCAUUAGACGAUGAACGGCAACGUAUGUCGAACGAACGUCGUCGGCAACGUGAUGAACGACAAAAGGAGCUUGUGCGAUUUCGUCGUUCACAAGAAAUUCAACGUGAACUUGAAGAAAUCGAAGAAAAACGUUUGGAACUUGAUAAACGUCAUGUGACGGCACGUCAACAUUUGAAUUCAUUUUUCAAUGACGAAACGAAGAAAACCUAUUGGGAACGAGAGUGUUUAUGUGUUGUUCGAGAACGAACAGGAUUACAACGAGUCACAGACGAAUUAUUAAUGUCCAAACGUGGCUUGACGCUAGAAAAUGAACGUUCACGUGCAGAAAAUGAAUAUCGACAAUUAAUUAAUUUGCCAGAUGAACAUAAAACAAUCAAAGAUAAAGAACGUGAAGAACAAUUGAUAACAAUGAUUGCAAAAUUGGUAGAAGCAAAAAAUAAUUUAACACUUGAACUUGAUCAAAUGAGAUUACGGGAACUACAAGAAGAUGAAUGUUUACAUCAUGCCUUUCAGCUUCAAGGAAUCGAACAACCGACGACGAAUUUUCACACUUUUGACACCCUCAAAGACAUCAUUUAA